Messenger RNA from Metschnikowia bicuspidata var. bicuspidata NRRL YB-4993, 522 nucleotides. RefSeq lists its product as uncharacterized. Lineage: Eukaryota; Fungi; Ascomycota; Pichiomycetes; Serinales; Metschnikowiaceae. The coding region runs from base 114 to 395 and encodes 93 amino acids. The record is from RefSeq and is a predicted model, not a curated record. The transcript has a single exon.
AUGGUCUGGCCAUUAGGAGGCCGCCACAGAGUUCAAGGGCUACUUGGCACUAUUUUCUAUACUAAUGAGAAUUUCAGUUACAUGGAUCAGGAACAGUGCAGCUACGUGUGUACAUGACAAUAAGAUUUUUUCUGCUGGAGCGUAAAAAAAAGCAUUGUGUAAUCUGUGUGCUAUUGUUCAUGUCCAAUAAGAUUUCUCCCAGUCGCACCGAGUUCUUAAAUCGUCGGAUGCUUGGCAAUGAGGAUCUCGAUCUCAAGGACAAGCGGGCUCUGAUUCUCAUCCUGAAUAUUUGCCGGACCAGACAACAAAACGCGCAGCCCAUUUGCUUACUAAUAAUUCCAGCAAUUCGAGCAUACGCCGCGUCAUUUGUAGGACGCCGUGUCUUCCCCGGAUAAAACCACGGGUAACGUUAUUGGCUUCCCCGCGCUGCACGUGACUCGCGUGAGGAUUUAUAGUGCAAGAGAGCAACUAUAUGAGCGGCCCAAAUCAGGCCCACACGCUCUUUCACACAUGUUUAAGCUU